This is a messenger RNA of Eutrema salsugineum, 1292 nucleotides long. RefSeq names its product ras-related protein RABA5a. Gene Ontology annotation, cellular component: endosome. The coding region runs from base 424 to 1089 and encodes 221 amino acids. Lineage: Eukaryota; Viridiplantae; Streptophyta; Magnoliopsida; Brassicales; Brassicaceae. The record is from RefSeq and is a predicted model, not a curated record. Gene Ontology annotation, molecular function: GTP binding; GTPase activity. The transcript is spliced from 4 exons.
UUUCCCAGAAGAAGCGUUGAAUCCCUUCGUUUUAUUCCACGGAUCGAUUCCAUUUCGGGAUCCUAUUUCGUUUUCUCCUCUUUGGAUCCAGUUCUUCAUUUACCCAAUUUCUCAAAUCGUUGAUGCUUCAAGGAGGCUUACACACCCAAGUGAUCUUGUAGAACAAUAUACUAUAGGGUCAGAUCCAGCUUUCAGAAGAGGUAACUUGUAUUGGUGCCUUACUUUGGAUCCAGAAGGCUCUUAUGUGCGGAAUCAUUUGCUUGUGAUAGAUUUUUUAGGGUGGUUGAGAGUUGAAAGAUUGGAAAUUUAGUCAACUUUGCUCCACAGAACCUUCUAGGAAGCUACCUCUGUAGACAGACGGGCUAAAAGCGAGUGGUAAAAAUAUGCCUCUGUAGAAGGGAGUACUCUCAAGCGUAAAAGGAGAUGGCUUUUUAUUCCGAGGACGACAAGAGUGAAGACUACCUCUUCAAGAUUGUUCUAAUAGGUGAUUCUGCAGUCGGGAAAUCAAAUUUGCUCGCAAGGUUUGCUAGGGAUGAGUUUUAUCCGAAUUCAAAGUCGACGAUUGGAGUGGAGUUUCAGACGCAGAAGAUGGAUAUUAAUGGAAAGGAGAUCAAAGCACAGAUAUGGGACACGGCUGGUCAAGAACGUUUCAGAGCAGUCACUUCUGCGUAUUACAGAGGUGCAGUUGGAGCUCUUCUGGUUUACGACAUCAGCAGACGACAGACUUUUCACAGCAUUGGUAGAUGGCUCAACGAGCUGCACACACACUCUGAUAUGAACGUUGUGACAAUCCUGGUGGGAAACAAGUCGGAUCUUAAGGACAUUAGAGAAGUGCCAACAGCGGAAGGUAAAGCAUUGGCGGAAGCGCAAGGUCUUUUCUUUAUGGAGACAUCGGCUCUGGACUCAUCAAAUGUCGCAGCUGCAUUUGAGACGGUUGUGAAAGAGAUAUACAACAUACUGAGCAGGAAAGUGAUGAGCUCACAGGAGCUAAACAAGCAAGAUCCUGCUUCACUCAGCAACGGCAAGAAAGUUGUGAUUCCAUCAGAGGCGCAGGGUGAAUCCAAGAAAGGUGGAUGUUGUUCGUCUUGAUGGAAAACCGAGAUUGUAGAGAGCUUAAAAAAGGAAAAGAUUAAUUUUCAUCUGUUUGAUUGUUUUUUUUUUUUUCCACGCUGCCGUGAAUGUUGAAAUUUGGAAAGCGCUGUGUUGUGGUGUGGGAAGUGUUUAGGUGUAGCAAUCUGUAAAUUUUCUAUUGCAGAAGCUUUAUGAAAAAACUCACUCCUCUCUAUAAAGUU